UGCCGGUCGUUCACAUUUUGCCGUGGAACCAUCGCACGAGGCAUCACGGUGCGAUACUGCUUCCAAUGCACACCGUGCUUCCUUUCGAUCGAACGACAMACGCGUGAGAGAAUCCACUUCUCGAGAACUACCGGUGCAACURCCAUUACCGGUGUCUCGYGUUGCGUUCAACACUACACUACCCACCAAACCUUGUUUGUUUGUUAGCUCACUCCUCACCCAACAACAACUAGCUGCGACUACUAUUGCUUCAUUGGUUUGCACUGUCGACAGAAAUACGAGAAGGAUCGAAACGAAAAACGAAAACAAAUACGACAAACCCGGGUCUCAUUGCAUCGAGACGCAUCGCAUCGCAACGCAUCGCAUCGCAACGCAUUGGAUUGCAUCUCUCUAGAAAUUGUUUAUUGUAGACGAUUUGUGCCACCGCAGCUGUUGUUCGUGACGCAACAAUCCAAACCGAACAAAAGAUGACAAAGAAAAAAGAAGAAAAGAAGGUUUCGCUCCUCCAGACGACGAGGACCAAGAAUGCCGGCACCGGCAAGUUCACCCUCCCGUUCUUCCACUCCGGCAAGCCCCAGUCCCCGGUGAAAAAGAUCAAGGUCCCGAAGAACUUUCUCGUCGAAGACGGGACGAAAAUAUCGGACGUGACGGACCCCUACGGAGACACCCGGGACGCGAACCAGGCCGCCGGCAAGGCGAAGGCAACCCCCGCGGCUGCCGUCGCCGUUGCCGCCGUWGCCUCGCACAAGGUCCAGCCGGCACCCUGCAACGGACCGAACGCCCAGAAAACGAACCCCGCCGAGGCCGGGUCYACCGAGUCGAGCAUUCCCGGAAUGUCCCUGAACGCCGGACAAAACUCGGUGGAUUUUUCCGUGACCAAGGCCUUUGCGAACGGCGACGCCGGACCAAAGCCGGCGUCGGGAUUUCUCUCCCUCUGGCCCAUCUCCACCGAGCCCCCGCCCGCGGCGUGCACAGCGAUGCCCGAGCCACGCCGUUCGGACAAGGUCACCAACCCCGUCAAAAACUUUUCUCCCCGGUCCCCCCGGUCGCCAAAGGCACCCAUCCGGAAGAUGGCCCAGUCACCCAAAAAGGCGCCGCGAUCGCCGAAAUCCCCGCGAAGGACCGCCCUCGCGGCGUCCAAGRUGAAGACGGUGGACAUCAACAAGGGGCUCAAGUUCUCCUCCCCCGCUCCCAUGACCAUGAGCCGCUGCCAGCCGCAGAUGACACAGGAAAAGGCGGCCCCGGCCUCCAAGGACUACGACAAGCUCCAGGCGSAGUGGCUGAAGGAAACCGAGGAGAAAAAGGCGGCCGAGGCACGCCGCAUCCUCGAGGCCCAGUUCGAGGACUUUAACAACGAAAACAACCACCUCGUCGGAAACAAAAAGUCGCUCGUCAAGAAAAUCCUGGGAAAAGUCCUGCCAAAGUCUUCCGCCACCAAAAAGGUCUCGGCCAUCGAGGCGGCCAUGGCCGCGGCCGCCGCCGCCGUCGAUGCGGCGGCCUUCAAGAACACCGGAGGGAACGGCCACCCCAGCGAGGAGGAAGCCAGGGCGCUCGCCCAGCAGGCCCUCCUGGCGUCCAAGCAAAAGAACGCCAAGGACGCCGCCGAUCAAGAGCCCCGCCUGCCCGGAGCCGUCUUCCACACCUAUGCGGUCACCGAUGCCGAUCGAAUGGCUUCCGACAACAAUGUUGGAAGCCACGUCUUCUCCGACUUUCCCAUCAGCGAGGUGACGGUCCGCAGGGGAGAUUCCAUCUCCGACCUGGACGCCUCCGUGAAAAACCCGAGAAAGUUCCCCGUGGCRGAAAUCAUGAUGAACAACGACACGCACCGCAAGCAUGACGACGGGUCGGUCUCGACCCUAGGGGUCCCCCGGGUCUUUGGACAGCUGGUGGACCACCUGCUGUCCGAUCCCCGCCGGGGACACCAGCACCCGGUCACCGGUCCCGUCACCUCCGAACUGGAGGGGAGCGACUUUGGUGGCUCGGCGCCUCCUCCCGACAUGGUGACCUCCCACGACGCCAAGGCCCUGAUCGACCAGCUCGACUCCGGAACCCUGCUCGGAGACGCCACGGCGGGAACCAUCGACAACGAGGUCUACGGGUGCAACAUAGGCAACAUCUGCUUUCUGCCCGACGAGCAGCCGGUCGUCCUCACCCGGGAAACCCAGAGGUCCGAUUCCCGCGUCGAAACAGAGUACACCGAAUACAGCGGCAGCUACGAAUCGAGCUUCGAAACCGGCCAAUCGAACGAAGAACCGGAGCCCUCUUCCCUCAACGAGGCCAUCGACAACGCCAUCCGGAACCACGGGAAACGGAUCUCGACGAAUGGUGCGAUGCCCUCGUCUGCCGUCGCCGAGAGCCGGCAGAGCACAAGCCCCCUGGCGAGCCCGCACAAGAGCCCGACCCGAGAGGCUCCCGUGGCGGAUCACUCGCCGGUGCAAUUCGAUUCCUUUAUGAAUCUCGCGGCCUCGAUGCUCCAGAUCGCCGAUCCCAACAACAGCCAGAGCGACGGCCUUGCGUCGAGCGGCGACGACACCGAGAAGCACUCGCUGCGGAGUGAACGCGCAAACGCAAACGCAAACGCAAACACACCGAAGAUCCGGGGGGACAACCGGCGUUUCUUCGGAUCUAGAUCGGGCGACUCCGUCCCCUUUUCCGACGACCAGUUCGAUCUCCUUCCCAGCGGACAGCCCGCCCCGGAACCAAACCACCCGCGGUCCCCGGUGCGGACGGCGGCCGCCUCGAAACAAGCCGAGCUCGAGCGCAUCGAGCGGCAACAGGCGAGAAAGAAGCUUCUCAUGGAACAGGGACGCUUCUUGCUCGAGAAAGACGAUGAAUACUGGGAUACCCUGUCUACCAUUGCGUCCACGGCCAAGGACGAGAAGAGCUCGGACAGCGACGAGUACAUGGACGAGGUCGCUCCGCCGUCCGGACCGAUCCCGGGCGAGAUCACCACGUCCAGCAGCGACGUACAGGAUCCCAUUCCCAUCGAYGCCGAGGCAUCCUWUGCGUCYCUAUCCCAGAGCCAGGCGCACUGGGAUUCCGAGAAACAGAUCCAGGCCAACCUCGACGAAAUGAUGAACGACGUCACGGACCUCAUCGAUGCCGAGCUGCUGGACAGGCUCCCCUCCAACUACAACCACAAGGCGUCCGGUCCRUCGCGGCCGAGGCCCGAGGCGAUGGUCGGCCGGCCACGAAACGCGGACCAGAGCUACGGUGGAGACUUUGCCAGUGCGGCCUCGCACAUUGCCAAGAAAAUCAGCUGGGGAUUCGAAGAGAUCUUCGAGGACAAGAACGAUCACUCGGAAUCCGRUUACUACACCAGCGCCUCCGAGGGAACGUCUAACUUCAGCUCCUCCUUCGUGAGGGAGGACCAGCCCAACCCCGAAUUGGUCCGGAGACAGCACUUCCAAAGACCASCGACUCGUCACACCAAGACCAGAACCACCCCGAUGGAAACGGUAGAAGAGGARGAUUUGCUCACUCGCACGCUCGAGAUUUCGAAGGGCCUCCUGGAGACCAUCAUGGGAAGCCAGGUGAUGAAGGACAAGGAAUUGCGCGAGAGGCAAUACGACGACGACGACGACGACGGCCACGACACCGAGAGCCGGGACGAAUCGAACGACCGGGCCGGAGGGGRAACCAUCGGCUCCCCGGCGAUCCAGAACCGGCUCGAGCUCCUCCGGCUGCAGCGGGCCGAGGCCCUCRCAAAGUUCCGGCAGUCCCAGGGGGGACGCCCCUCGCCGACCCUUGGCGGUGCCACCAAGCGGGAUCGUGACCGCUUGAAGCACUACACCGUGAGCCAYGGGCUGGGAAAGACCAUGRCCUCCGGCCCCCGUUCCGGGGUCGGUGGCCGCCGGGUGUCGAGGAGCAUGUUCGACCCCGCGCUGAGCGAGCAGUCCUCGCAGAGCGGGUCGGUCUCGGACAUCGACCUGAACUACACCACCUCCGAGUCCAGCGCCGGUGCCUCCGACACGCCCUCCCAGAGGGCCCGGGACCUCCGGAUGCAGAUCGAGGACGCCAUGAAGGCCUCGAGGGAGAUCCAGGUAUCGAACAACGCACUCGGAAACGAGCUGAGCUCGUUCAAGCAACGGUAUUACAACCCAGUUCUCACGGAGAUCUAGGCAGGGACCKUACCGAGGGCUUUCCGAGGCCCCCAUUUCACAUAUGGUUGUUGUAGCGAUGAUAAAAAAUGUUUCAUAAAAAUAGGAGUGAUUUCGUUAUGGCAGURCUAAAUCAAGGAUUUCUAUGUUUAUUGUGUUGAGAUGACAUCACGAGUGCGAAUACUAGAAAGUAAGAAGAAAGGUUUUGUAUACGUUAUCGAUGUCGCAGUUGCGCCUCACGUAGUCUGUAUCAGUAGUUCGUACUCGCAUGGCUUGCGAGCCCUUCCGUGUGUUGAGUCCGGUUUCGAACGAGGUGACCCCGAAUAGUAAGAGACAGGUUCCGAACGGCUGGAUAGACAUCGCGUUUCUGCCACGCGAUUCACCGUUGACAUCCCCUCCCCUCCCGGUGUUGCGAGUCCCGCUCAGUCCGUCCCCGGGCCAUCGUUUCGCUCUUGGACAACCACGACGUACCAUGCCACCACGAGGACAAUCCCGGUCACCACCGAGGCCAACAAACAAUGGUGCAAGCGCCUGGAUCGUUCUCGUUGCAACCGCCGGGACGCGGCCUUUGCCUUGACCGCCUUCAUAACCCGACGUUCUUGGGGGAGGAACAUGAGCUCGAACCUGGACAGAUUCUCGAGACUGUUGUUGCUGUUGCUGUUGCUGUUGCUGUUGCUGGCACUAGUGCCGGUGUGCCCGCUGGCCUGGCUGUGCCCACCAACGCUCUCCUCGUGGAAUUGGCUCUCGCAGUCGCGGUCGUAUUGGCAGUGGCUGAGAAUCUUCGCUCGCUGGUGCUUGACGUAAUUCASGUCCAUUCCCUGAUACAAGGGAUAYUUCAACUUCCAUUCUAUGAUUCGCUGUUGGAGGCGUGGAUCGCUUCUGAGCACGUGAUCCCAUUUCUGGUGUCCACUGUCCCCCAUAGCACCACCAAUUUGCAUGUUGUGGCUGCUGCUACUACUACUACUACUACUACUACUACUACUACUACUGAAUGCAUGGGCUUGGAUCAUGGGUUUCCGUGAAAUUGGACAAAUGGCCGGUUGUCCGUCGUUCGAAGCCGAGGUCGUUUCCAGCCACUCUAGUAUUGCUCUCCGCUCAAAAACAUGUCCGCACCUGUCGCGGACCGGAUCUUCCAUAAUCUGCAGUGUUAGGGGACAGAUGUAGUUCUGUGGCGGGGUAGGGCUCUGGGGAUGGUAGUGAAUGCAGUGGCGUGCGAAGCAGUCGCAGUCGCAUUCGUCGUCGCUCGGAAAGGGAGCUUGCAACGCCGGGCGGAGCAUCUCGUCAUUGUCGUCGCUGGCAUCGAUUCCAUAAUCAAUGUCGUCGCAUUCGUCGAUGCAGAAAUUUCGGUAGUCUUCUGGAUCGUGKCGCGGCGUCCGGGCGAUCCCGUGUUGCCCUUGCUCGUCUGCUUCGACGGUGCCGUCCGUGUUUUUGUUGUCUUCGUCGUUGUCGUGGUCUUCUAUCGCAACCCUGCCGUACGGCGAUCGCCCGCGGCGGCCAUGGAGAACGGCCGUGUUUGCUUUCUCGAUGCUUCCCACGAGGGAGCACACCAAGUCUUUUCCCCGUUGCGUUGCGGGUAAUGGUGAUCGUGGCAUUCGGAUUGUUUCUUCCCUCUUCGAAUGCUGAUACGUUUUGAAUGUGGCGGAGCAAUUGGAUGUUUUCCUGCUUGGUUGAUUAAAACUGAUGGAUCAAUUGGUUGGUUGGUUGGUUCGUUCGUUCGUUCGUUCGUUCGUUUGAUUGACUGGUUCUUCUAUUGUUCUUCUUGAACCCUUCUGGUUUGUGUUGAUAGCCGUGACAGACGGUUUGUAUUUGUUCUCUUGUUUCAGUCUUGGAUGCGCCAUGAGAGAAUCGAAGGGAUAAUUAGUAACGUCGCGGGCGAGCACAAAUUCGCUGGAAACCGUUUUCUAGGAAUAGAUCACGAGUAUGUAC
Molecule: messenger RNA, 6026 nt
Organism: Pseudo-nitzschia multistriata
Lineage: Eukaryota; Bacillariophyta; Bacillariophyceae; Bacillariales; Bacillariaceae
Source: the annotation of a GenBank genome assembly